Messenger RNA from Anthostomella pinea, 1593 nucleotides. Lineage: Eukaryota; Fungi; Ascomycota; Sordariomycetes; Xylariales; Xylariaceae. The record is from the annotation of a GenBank genome assembly.
AUGCGCAACCUUCGGUCUCUACUCCCACCGCUCAACUUCAUCACCAUUCACUAUGGCUACUUCAUCGUGGUCCCGCUGGCCGCGUCGCUCGUGUUCUGGGGCUCAUCCAAUCCCAGUCUGAGCAUCUCCUAUGUCGACAGUCUCUUUCUCAUCGUUUCUGCCAUGACGGAGGCUGGACUGAAUACCGUCAACUUGAGCCAGAUGACGACAUGGCAACAAGUCAUUCUUUGGCUUAUGAUCAUCAUUGGUAGCUCAAUAUGGGUUUCAAUCUGGACCGUACUGGUCCGAAAGCAUGCUUUCGAGCGUCGCUUCGAGGAGAUUGUCAAGAAGGAGCGCGAGACCAGUCGUCUCCGGCGCAAUACGAGCUUAACCCUUCUUCCCAUUACCAAGAGGCUCCGAACUUUCAGCAGGAGUAGGAAUGCUGCUCGUCCAGCUUCCGCUCUAGUUCACAGCCGCGACGCUGAUGGGUCCAUCCUACCUAUCUCCGCCCCAAUCGAUGGGCACCCAAUAUCGACCAUAGUACCGGCGAGAACAAACCAGUCUUCAAUCGAGUUGACCUCGCAGCCAAGCCAUGGCUCACUCGCCAAUCCAGAAUUUGCUCAGAAGGCCACUUUCUCUGAUGAUGAGCCGUUGUCUCCUUCUUCACCAGAGCCGGAAGCUGGCUCUCCCGGGGCUACCAGCAAUAUGGAGCAUAUAGUUUUCGCUGACGAUGUCCGCAACAAGGGCGUCUCGAGCUCUUUUGCUCCUAGGAACGGCGCCAUACGACGACACAUACCAAGUACCGACAACGCAGAAGCUGUAGCGACAACUCACGACUACCCGAGUGCCUACAAGGUCGGGCGCAACGCUCAAUUCCAUAGUCUCACAAUUGAGGAGCGCGAGAACCUUGGCGGCACAGAAUACCGCGCUCUCAGGCUUCUCUCCAUAUUCGUCCCUAUUUACUUCUUCGCUUGGCAAAUACUUGGGUCUGUUGCGCUAGGUGCAUGGAUUGCCAAUAAUCAGCCGCAGCCGGCUCUCGACAAUGCCAUCUCGCCUUGGUGGAACGGCAUAUUCAACGGCGUGUCGGCCUUCAACAACAGUGGCAUGAGUGUGCUAGACCUGAACAUGAUACCCUAUGGCGGCUCCUACUUUGUACUCAUAGUCAUGGGGGCGAUGAUACUAGCUGGGAACACGGCCUAUCCCCUCUUCCUCCGCUUAUCCCUAUGGUUGAGUCCAGCUUCUACGCAUGUCGGGCGUCAUCUUUUCUCUCUAGGAACAUAUAUGACUGGUACUAAUGCCACGUCUUCCGCUGUCCUAGAAGAUUAUGUCGAGUGGAAGGCAACACUCGAGUACAUUCUCAAAUACCCCCGCCGGGUCUACACCAGCCUUUUCCCAUCACGCCAGACGUGGUGGCUCUUGUUCAUGCUGUUCACCCUCAACGGUACCGAUUGGGUGGCAUUUGAGAUCCUGAACCUUGGCAACCCGACCCUCGCGAACACCCCCAUUGGCUCCCGCGUCAUCGAUGGUCUCUUCCAAGCACUUGCUGUGCGCUCGGGCGGAUUCUACGUUGUCUCUAUCCCCACGCUGUAUAUUGGCCUUCAGGUGCUUACGUGA